AUAACACUAAAUUGUGGCACCCCAGGACCGGGCCAUCUCCCGAAAAUAUCUUACCCUUAUCUUUUAUUUCAUCUCUCGGUCAAAUGCAAGCCCAAGAAUCUCUCUUUCCGUAAGAAUGGCUCUUGCAAAUAUUACACUCUCGCAGGCAGCAGCAGCUUCCCUACAACUCUCGUCUUCCCUUUUCCAUGGUGAAGGGAUACUCUCAGCAUCAUCCACGCUUCUUAUGGGUUCACCGCUCGGUUCACGCAAUUCUUCUUCUCCGUCCAGUCCAAAAGUAACGAAGAGGCUGCUUCUUGUUCAUUCGAAGAGGAUAUCGGGCUUGGAGGAGGCCAUCAGAAUAAGAAGGGAGCGUGAGCUUCGAACUUCACCAACGUCUAAAAGAAUGCCUCCUUUAAGGCGCGGAAAGGUAUCACAACGACUUCCUGUGCCUGAUCAUAUUCCAAAGCCACCUUAUGUUAGUUCAAAAUUGUUGCCAGAAAUUUCAAGUGAACAUCAAAUUCAUGAUUCUGAAGGACUUGCUCGCAUGAGGGCUGCGUGUGAGCUUGCUGCUCGGGUGGUGGACUAUGCAGGAACUUUAGUUAGGCCAUCAGUAACAACAAAUGAAAUAGAUAAAGCUGUGCAUCAAAUGAUCAUUGAUGCUGGUGCUUACCCUUCUCCGUUAGGGUAUGGGGGCUUUCCGAAGAGUGUAUGCACAUCUGUUAAUGAGUGUAUGUGCCACGGAAUACCUGAUUCACGCCAGCUACAGGAUGGUGAUAUAAUAAACAUUGACGUGACAGUCUACUUAAAUGGUUAUCAUGGAGAUACAUCAAAGACUUUUCUUUGUGGCAAUGUAAAUAGGGCAAUGCAACGGCUUGUAAAGGUGACAGAAGAAUGCAUGUAUAAAGGCAUUGCUGUUUGCAAAGAUGGUGCUCUGUUCAGGAAAAUUGGAAAGAGGAUCAGUGAACAUGCUGAAAAAUUUGGCUUCGGCGUGGUGGACCGUUUUGUUGGACAUGGCAUUGGGACUAUUUUUCACUCUGAACCUCUCAUAUAUCAUCACCGUAAUGACAAGGCUGGUCACAUGGUUGAAGGGCAAACAUUUACAAUUGAACCUAUUCUUACAUUGGGAACCACGGAGUGCAUAACCUGGGAAGACAACUGGACUACUCUAACUGCGGAUGGCAGCCCUGCCGCACAGUUUGAGCAUACAAUUCUCAUAACGAAAACAGGUGCUGAGAUUUUGACAAAAUAUUGAAAGGUUAUAAUAUAAAAGAUUUCGGGAUUGUCUAUGAUAUCUGAAAUAACAAUGGGCGGCAUACACUUGGGUAUUUGUUCUGUGGGAUUGGUCUUCUGAACUAUCCAAAGGGUGAGAGAAUUUAUCUGUAGCCGGGCCAACAAGAAGACCCAAGAACCUGAACAAUUAGUAAAGCUCAAUAUCACUUGAACACAUACGACACCACCUUUUUUGGUAUUUCGAUCCCAAGGAAUUAUAUUGAGCAGGGGAACGUUAUUUCAGAAUAUGAAUUUCUAUGAUGCCGGCUGGAGAAUUCCAUGACCCUUUUGUGCUAUAUCUAUCAAUAAACUGAUAAAUUAAUGUAAACACUUGGACUCAAUCAUUAAACUCAUAAUACAAUAAAUUAAUAUUACAAUAAA
Sesamum indicum (sesame) is the source of this 1629-nucleotide messenger RNA. It is a transcript of the gene MAP1C, whose product is annotated as methionine aminopeptidase 1B. NCBI's taxonomy places the organism in Eukaryota, Viridiplantae, Streptophyta, Magnoliopsida, Lamiales, Pedaliaceae. Gene Ontology annotation, biological process: proteolysis. Gene Ontology annotation, molecular function: metalloaminopeptidase activity. The record is from RefSeq and is a predicted model, not a curated record. Gene Ontology annotation, cellular component: chloroplast.